Molecule: messenger RNA, 2106 nt
Organism: Suillus subaureus
Lineage: Eukaryota; Fungi; Basidiomycota; Agaricomycetes; Boletales; Suillaceae
Exons: 1
Coding region: 192-1925 (577 amino acids)
Source: RefSeq, a predicted model, not a curated record
ACUAGUAUAGAUACAUCAUGAUCAUGAGGAAGCAGGAAAUUUCACAGACGAAAGGCAUUCUCCCGGGAAAAACAUGUAGCAUGGUGCCUAGAUAGCAUAGCGCCUAGAGUCCUUACGCUUCCAGAGCGCUUCCCGUUAGAUACGCUACUUAAGAGAGCAGGAAUCAGCACGCCAACCGCAACAUACGUGUCAUGCCCUCAAAACCUCCCUUUGAAAUCCGUCCUGGCAACUUUUCCCUCAACGUAUCCGGUGUCGCAGGGUUCUUCGGCGGCGAUGAAGCCAUCUCCGCUAUACAGACCAUCCAUCACUACAAGGCCAGAAAGUUCCUGGGGUGGUACAACUCUCCCGGCAGCUGGAAUGUAGGCAAAAAGUUUGGAAAGCUCGCAAAAUCCCGUUUCUGGGACGGGCUCUUCCCUGGACCCGAUGAAGAACCCGCAAAAUUCUUCGAGCUUGAUGGCAAGCAGGGCCCCAAAUAUGUCGCCUCUAGAUCUGGAUCCGUCCUGGAGCACACCGGCCAUCUUGCGUAUUUGAUAAUGCAGAAGAGCAAGGAGGAGCUAGGAUACCAGGUGAAAGGAAGAGUCACGAAACGGAAUAAAGUGACCAUUAUCAAGACGCAGCUCGUUUUCGAACCGGCGGCGGCUAGAAAGGAGACGCCGAAAGAGGCGCCUAAAGAUGAAGAUAAAGAGGAAGAGGAGCCGCACAAGGAGACGCAUAAAGAGGAGGUGCUGCCUAAGAAGGUGCCUAAAGAGGAGCCGGUCCGCGACAUCCCACCUCACAGCGGGCGUCACACGCUCGUUGCAAUUCUACCGAUAGCCGUUAGCUUCACCACAUGCGCACUUUGUGGAUGGACACACGACUGGUUCUGCUUUUCGAUGAUUCUUCUGGGAAUUAUGUCAAGCGGCAUAUCCUCCGUGGUCAUAGGGUCGGCAUGUUUAAAGCUGCAAGGCGUGAAUUCAGCACCUACGGCUCCGCCCGGAGACGGAAUGCUGAUGGAUGGUGAUGAUAUCGUCCUCCUGCUCGGGAAAGAGGGAGACGUUGCCACGAUCACGAGGGGCAAGUUCAUUCUCAAAUUUGACCCCUGGGUUAGGUGGAGGAGCAGGAAGGAAAAGAGGAAACGUUCCGUUCCUGGAGACGGAGUGAAGUCGUCCAAUUCGGACCGCAAUAGCGAUGCAGAAAGAGGUCAAAAUAAUUCUUGUCUAAAGCAGGUUGCCACGCCUCAAAAGCAAGUUGCCGCGCCUACAAACCAGGGUGCUACGUCUCCAAAGUUGAGUGAAGAGCCCGUUAGAAACGAGUAUGCUACGUCUCCAGAGCCGGGUGAAGAGCCCGUCAUAGACGAGUACGCUGCUAUUGGAUUGUGUUCGCUCCUGCUCGUCAUACAACUCCUCGGCCAACUGCUCUUGAUACCCCAGGGUACAUUAUUUGGCCAAAUCAUGUUCCUGUCCUCCUUCGCAGCUUCAUGGGCGUACAACUUGUACUUGUCCUCGAUCGACAACGAGUAUAUCCAGGAACAAUUGAUCCUAAAGGAACUUCAUCUGGAGGAGAAGCAUAUGCAGACGUACAUCUUUGGCACAAGAACAACUGCUGCAGUAUUCGCAUGCCUGAUGCUCCAGCCUGCUGACGACGUUGCACACAAAUACGUUGUUGCAGACAAAUGGAAGGACCUAGGUUUCGAACCAGAAAGUAUCAUUCGCAACUUUAUUCCGAAUGAUACGCAGGUGUGGGUUACAUGGAGAAAAAAAGUCUUGGAGGUAAUGAAAAAACGCGAUAGUAGCCAGGACGUUUGCCACAGUUUACUCAAGAUGAGCAGCGAGGAGAAAACGAAGUUCGGGUCGGGCGACAAAAAGCUUCUCGAACAGCUCCUGGAAGACGCUCGAGUUGCAUAUAAUUUGGCCACGGAAGAGCAGUGGUGGUUGAAGAAUGAUUAAAAUAACGGAACGACUUAUCUUAUCCUGUCCACCAGUAACUUAUACCCGUGGAUAUUGGCUUACACCAUACGACUCUAAUCAACUAUGUGCAUUUGAUCAGCCCAACGCACAGAGACCUAAAGUAAUUCCGAUACGAAUAUGCGUUGUUGUGAUGCUAAUCAGCCAUAAGUGAAAAUUGUGC